Messenger RNA from Aspergillus vadensis CBS 113365, 1394 nucleotides. It is a transcript of the gene tif1, whose product is annotated as putative eukaryotic translation initiation factor 4. The record is from RefSeq and is a predicted model, not a curated record. The transcript has 7 exons. Lineage: Eukaryota; Fungi; Ascomycota; Eurotiomycetes; Eurotiales; Aspergillaceae. Gene Ontology annotation, molecular function: ATP binding; RNA binding; RNA helicase activity. Bases 111 to 1040 code for a protein of 309 amino acids.
GAUAUCUCUCAUCCCCCGAGAGUUGUGCUACCAGUUUUAAUCCCAAAACCCCACCGUCUUCUUCGAUCACAGCAUCUCGCCUGUGAUCUUCUUACAACAACACCGCAAUCAUGGCUUCUAACGACAAGGGUUUGGAGGAGAUCCCCGAGGGACAGAUCGAGACCAACUACGAUGAGGUCGUUGUCGCCAUCGGUGACUUCAUGAACAUUGAGUGCCACGCCUGCAUUGGUGGUACCAACGUCCGUGACGACAUGAACGCCCUUCGCGCCGGCCCCCAGGUCGUUGUCGGUACCCCCGGUCGUAUCCACGAUAUGAUUCAGCGCCAUGUCCUCAAGACCGACCAGAUGAAGCUCUUCAUCCUCGACGAGGCUGAUGAGAUGCUUUCUCGUGGUUUCACCGAGCAAAUCUACGACAUCUUCCAGCUCCUCCCCCAGUCUACCCAGGUCACCCUGCUGUCCGCUACCAUGCCCCAGGAUGUCCUUGAGGUCACCACCAAGUUCAUGCGUGACCCCAUCCGUAUCCUGGUCAAGAAGCAGGAGCUUACCCUCGAGGGUAUCAAGCAGUUCUACAUUGCUGUCGAGAAGGAGGAGUGGAAGCUCGACACCCUCUCCGAUCUCUACGAGACCGUCACCAUCACCCAGGCCGUCAUCUUCUGUAACACCCGCCGCAAGGUCGACUGGCUCACCGACAAGCUCACUGCCCGUGACUUCACCGUCUCUGCCAUGCACGGUGACAUGGAGCAGGGCCAGCGUGAUGUUAUCAUGAAGGAGUUCCGUUCCGGAUCUUCCCGUGUCCUGAUCGCCACUGACCUCCUGGCCCGUGGUAUCGAUGUCCAGCAGGUCUCCCUGGUCAUCAACUACGACCUUCCCGCCAACCGUGAGAACUACAUCCACCGUAUCGGUCGUGGUGGUCGUUUCGGUCGUAAGGGUGUUGCCAUCAACUUCGUCACCGCUGACGAUGUCCGCAUGAUGCGUGAGAUUGAGCAGUUCUACAGCACCCAGAUCGAGGAGAUGCCCAUGAACGUUGCUGACCUCAUCUAAACUCCCUAAUACCAUCACCUAACGUCCCUCGAUGCGGAUUACGAAUGCAGUUGCCAAUAACGCUCCAAGGGUGAGCUGCGGUGGGAAAGACGUUUUGACAUCGUUGCGCUUCUCUUGGUAAAGGAGAAUCCUUCAAAAAGUGGCUUUCUGUGUCUCCAGCAUUUUCUCCUUUGUCUGUUAUUGCUUAUGGAGAUGCGACACGCUUGUGCGAUUUUAUUGCUGUAAUUCAUGGUUCUCUUCCGGAAACGCUUUUUCACACCUUUUUCCUUUGCUCUGUACCUAGCUCGCUCUCUGGUUGGUUAAGGAUGCUGCGUUCAUACUUGACCAAGGGGUCGGGCCAAAAAUGUGAUUAGU